AUGCACACUGUUUGCCAUUCAGUUCUUCCAACUUGGAUGGUAGUUUUCUCUAUCUUUAGCGUUUCACCACUUGUUCUGAAGUGCUUAACUGCAUUAUUUUUAAACACUCGUUUUCAGGUUGAGAGUUUUCUUACAAGCUUGCCGUCUGCGGAAAUUCCACGUGGUGAUGCUGCAGAACGCGCUCGUCGACGACGUUUGCGUAAACAAAUUCCCCCACAAGAUCUAGAAGAAGCAUGGGCACAUCGUCUCCGUGAAGCGAAUCGGUUUAAGAAUUCGCGUAAUCGACGUGAUUUCGGUAUCGGUAUGGUUGAGCAUAUGAGUCAAAGUGCCGAACAUCGUACUCUGGAAGCUAUCGGAACGACGCCAUCUAGCGAUUCCAGCGAUCUGGCACCCGCCUGGCAUUUAGGAUGCUUCAGAUGUGCAACUUGUGCUGAUCACUUAGUUGACCAUUGCUAUGCUUGGUCUAAUGGUCGGCCGUACUGUCUAAGGCACUACGGUCAACUUAUCCGACCUCGUUGUGCAACCUGCGACCACCUUAUUUUCUCCGAGGAAUACACUCGUGCCAUGGAUCAGGAACACCACACCGGACAUUUCGCUUGUCGCUCCUGUGAUGCAUCCCUAACCGGUCAGCGCUAUAUUCUACGUGAUGACGAACCGCACUGCCUGGGCUGUUAUGAGGCCAAAUUUGCAAACACAUGCGAGCAGUGUAAAGAAAAAAUCGGUUGUGACUCCAAGGAUUUAUCAUUCAAGGAACGACAUUGGCACGAAAAAUGUUUCAAGUGUUCCGCUUGUGCCACCUCGCUGGCUGAUCGUCCAUUCGCGACCAAAGAAGAACAAUUGUACUGUUCCGAUUGCUAUGACGAGCGUUUCGCCGCACGAUGUGAUGGUUGCCAGGGUGUAUUCAAAGCCGGCAUGCGUAAGUACGAGUAUCGGGGUCAACAGUGGCAUGAGGAAUGUUUCCUGUGUGUCGAAUGUAAACAACCCAUUGGAGCCAAGAGUUUCAUUCCCCGAGAGAAUCAGGUUGUCUGUGUUCCGUGCUACGAAGCGAAAUACGCGCAGCGUUGCACCAAAUGUGCUGAGGUCAUUCGUCGUGGUGGUGUAACAUACAAAGGAAAUCCAUGGCAUAAGGAAUGUUUCACGUGCACAAAUUGUACGAAACAACUAGCUGGUCUCAAAUUUACCUCGAAAGACGAACAGCCCUAUUGUGCCGACUGCUAUGGCGAGUUGUUUGCGAAGAAAUGCACAAAAUGCAGCAAACCAAUUACCGGAUUUGGUGGCUGCAAGUUUAUAUCUUUUGAGGAUCGUCAUUGGCAUUCGGAAUGCUUCCUUUGUGGCAAAUGCAAUUGCAACCUUGUUGGUCGGGGCUUCCUGACUAGUGAUGAUAUGAUCAUGUGCUCCGAUUGCGGUCGUUAA
Molecule: messenger RNA, 1413 nt
Organism: Echinostoma caproni
Lineage: Eukaryota; Metazoa; Platyhelminthes; Trematoda; Plagiorchiida; Echinostomatidae
Source: the annotation of a GenBank genome assembly